AUGGCCCAGGUAGAUCAGGGUGGGUGUGGAGACAAAGAUGAUCUGCAGCACCCAGAAACGGAUGUGGGAGAUGGGGAAGGCCUCGUCGUAGCACACGUUCUCGCAGCCGGGCUGCUGCGUGUUGCAGGUAAAGUCCGACUGCUCGUCUCCCCAGACCUCCUCAGCUGCUGCUCCGAGCACCAGGAUGCGGAAAAUGAAGAGGACCGUCAGCCACACCUGGAGAGAGGCGAGAGAACCGCAGCUAGCCAAGACGAGGAAGGAGGGAACUCUGAUGGAGUGUUCUUGAGCAUUCUCCAGCAGCCGCCCUAA
Menidia menidia (Atlantic silverside) is the source of this 309-nucleotide messenger RNA. NCBI's taxonomy places the organism in Eukaryota, Metazoa, Chordata, Actinopteri, Atheriniformes, Atherinopsidae. The record is from the annotation of a GenBank genome assembly.